CUGUCAAAGAUUUGCUGGUCCUUGGUUUUUGUCAGCAAAUAAAUAGGAGUAGAUCUCUCUCCACUAAUCACACACCUCCUCAACAAUCCUUCAGUACUCUUCAGCACCGCCGGAAAGGAAAGCCUAAUUCAAAAUGAAAUUCAUCCUCCUUGCUGCCUGCGUCCUUGGGAUGGCUGGGUGUGCCCCUCAGCAGAAGUUCAUGGAGUUCGACAUCUACCAUGCUCCGGAUCAGGCAGCCCAGGCUAUCCCUGCUGGAGCCCCAUUGGAAACUCUGGAAGUUCUGCUCCCUGUUGACAGCCAGAGGCAGCCUAUCAGAGGACCGGUUCGUGGUUUCAUCAAGCAAGAGAUCCUCGAGCCAAAUGGCAGAGACACCGAGGACGUGUACUAUCCCUUCGGUUUUGACCCGUUGGCUGCAGCUCCUGCAGCUCCUGCAGCUCCUGCAGCUCCUGCAGCUCCUGCAGCUCCUGUUGCACCCGUCGGACCUAUCGUUGCUGCAAGUGCUCCUGCUGCCAAACCCAGAGGUGAUGAUGAUGAUGAUGACGACGACUAAAAAUAUCAGCAGGACGUGCAUGUCUGUGCACACACAGGUGCAUUUACACACACAGAGAGCACACACUCACACACGUAGGAGGCAUAGAGAGUGUAAUGUGUCACUGAAAUAAAUCAGAGUUUUUAGUUUUCACACAAUAAUUUCUGGGAAAAAAAGAGGUUUCUAUUGUUUUCUCUUCUCUCCCUGAUAACAUGAGUUUUGUCAUCACGAGAGAAGUGUAGAUGUUUUUGCUUGUGUUUGCACUUUAGGUGACCAAUGCAAUAAGACCCGCAGCGUACCCCAGUGAAAGAUGACCAGCGAACACUGCUGUUUCCCCAACAUAUUCAAACAUAUGGUGUCAUGCCUAUGAAAAAAAAACGGUGCUAUAGAGCAAAGUGGCUCUCCACUGUUUCCCUAAAAGAUGGUGCUGUGCUUUCUGAUUUAGAAAAACAUGAGAAAAAGUGAUAUAAAUGCUAAUAAAAAACACCAGAUGCAAUGUAA
Messenger RNA from Scophthalmus maximus (turbot), 1030 nucleotides. RefSeq names its product secretory calcium-binding phosphoprotein 7 (gene scpp7). Lineage: Eukaryota; Metazoa; Chordata; Actinopteri; Pleuronectiformes; Scophthalmidae. The record is from RefSeq and is a predicted model, not a curated record. The coding region runs from base 134 to 550 and encodes 138 amino acids. The transcript is spliced from 8 exons.